This is a messenger RNA of Octopus sinensis (East Asian common octopus), 2851 nucleotides long. RefSeq names its product von Willebrand factor A domain-containing protein 7. The coding region runs from base 139 to 2628 and encodes 829 amino acids. The record is from RefSeq and is a predicted model, not a curated record. NCBI's taxonomy places the organism in Eukaryota, Metazoa, Mollusca, Cephalopoda, Octopoda, Octopodidae. The transcript has 18 exons.
UCCCUGGAACUUUUGAUUUUGAAGAAUACAUUGCUUGCAUCUUUGAAGUACUCUUCGGUGUAUUCAUCUUUGAGAGUAUACGUUGCCCAGGCACUCCAUCUGCUUCAGUCAUUCUACAGUAAUACCAACUGGGUCGAAAUGCAUGGAGACGCCAUAAGCGAAGACCUUGGCAUGGAAGACCGAGAGUUUUAUGUCGCAGACACAUUUCAAGACACAUGUAAAAACUGCUCAGUUACUGGAACAUGCCGAAAUAACAUCAUCGUAAGAAACAUCCUCACAAGUGGUUACCGAAGUGGCCAAGACACUAUGAAACCACGGUGGAACCGUCCUGUUUACUGGAAUGGCAAAAAAGUUAACGUGCAAAAAAAUCCAAAUGAAGGUAAAUGCAGUCAUGGUGGAAAAUUCGAUAACAGCCGGAAAGAAACGCCAUCUGGUGGAAUAAACAAAGAUUCCAGCAAUCCAGUAUUGUCACCACAUCACUAUCUUCACCGCACUGCAGCAUGGGCAGCAAUUAAAGCAACAGAGAAGUUUUUUACUCACGAAAAACAUGGAAUAUUUAAGAACAUGACCCACAAACAGAUCCAGGGGCUGUUUAACAUUCGACUCACCCGCAGUUCCCUAGUUUUUGUCAUCGACAGCACCGGUUCGAUGAAAGAAGAAAUUGUGGCUGUAAAAGACAAGACUGUGGAGAUUGUCGAAAAAACAAAAGGCAAGAGGAACGCACCGACGUCAUUUAUUCUGUCGACUUUCAGUGAUCCAGAACGUAUGACACAAGUCAGGCAAACGAACGACGCUGACGAGAUGAUAGACUGGCUGCGUAACAUACAGGCGGCCAACGGAGGAGACUGCGAGGAGUAUGCUCUUAGCGGAUUGGAGAAAGCAAUCGAACGGGCGACUCCGGAAUCGCAGGUGUAUCUCUUUACCGACGCUCCACCCAAGGAACCAGCCAAGUUCGAAAGUGUACUAACGAAAGCCAUAAAGAAACGCAUUAGAAUCACGCCAAUUCUUUCUCGUGGUUGUGGAAAAGACAGAAGAAGGCGAGAGGCUUCAGAUACAAUUGAUUAUGAUUUCGAUAAAAUCAACAGUUGGUAUAAAAUAUUCGACCAGCUUGCAGAUAAAACAGGAAGCCAAGUUUAUGUGACCAAUGAGAAGCAGUUGGAAAAUACCCUUACUGUACUCGAAGAAAAUUUAGUUGAAUAUCCCGUAGAAAUCAUGCGUUCCACACUCCACCCGGCGGAUCAAAGUUAUUUGGAGAUUUAUGUCGAUAAGAACCUCUGGGACCUUCGAAUCACGAUCGACACGGCUGGAGACAAAUUUUCCGUAAGCUUCUAUAGUCCCGAUGGUAAAGAUGUGCUGGAAGGAUCAAAUAACUACCAAGUCCAGUUAACGGAUACGAAGUAUCUUAUAAAAAUUGACAAACCCCAAAUCGGAAAAUGGACGUUGGAACGGACAACUAACGAGCAGAAGCCGAAACGGUGGCUUGUGAAAGUCAUUGCCCAGAGUGAAGUCGACUUCUCAGUGAACCUCUAUGACAACGAAGAUGGCGUGAAAUUUGAGAUUUCUGGUCGGCCAAUUGCAGGGACGAAGAUCACGGCACAAGUGAGAAUUCCCAAAGUUAAACUGAUCGAUAAACUGGACGAGAUAAUCUUAUUCGAUAAAUACGGUAACAUUCUUUUGAAAUCCAACCUGAAACAAGGCAAACAUCGCAGAAACCAAAGCUUCAAAGGAAAGUUCGCUAUUCCGAAAACGACUUUCUAUAUUGGAAUCAAAGGAAGAGAUAAGAAUGGAAAUACGUUUACACGUACGAAAUUCAUACCGUAUAUUCCGUCAAGCAUGAAGUUGGAAGUGACUCCAAUUCCAGUUAUUUCACAUCCAAGAAUGAACUUACAAGUGAAAUUUAUGGUUAGCAACGAGGGUAGCAGAACAGAACGAAUACUGGUGUUUAUGAGCGAGGCCCUUGAGUAUACAGUAACCAACAGUAAACAGAGGUACACUUUGGGCUCCGGACAAAAUAUUACUGGACAUUUCAAUGUGAGGAUGAGGGACGCUAUUGGAAAAAAUGUAGUUAUAACGAUCACAUCUGAAAUAGAAGGUGGCGAUACACGUACAUCUACUCAGUAUGACACGGUUGAAACCACAAUCCUUGAAAAGAGAGAAAUCAUAAAACCUCCAGUGAAACAGAAUCCUCCAAGGUGUGACUUCGAAAUCCCAGUCAGUUCAACCGAAGAGUGCAUUAAGAGUUUUGAAGACUUCAGCUGCUGCAGACAUCGGUGGUCUGCUGUAAUCAAUGCAGAAGCCAGCAGCGACUUUUCACCUAUUGUAAAUAUGGUUUCUUCCAUGUCAUCAAAUUUAUCGUCGCAUCAAAUUAUAUCCUCCGGUGUAGUAGCAUACAGAGCUAAUAUCAGCAAUGACUGCUGUACCGACAGAGAUACAGUUUACGUAAGAGACACCAAAAACCAAAUCGGAAAAUGUUUCUUGCGAGUCGUACCGCCGUUUUUGAGUUUCAACACAACCUGCAAGCAGACUGAAAUAGAAUACCAGUCACAUGACAAUCAACCAAAUCUACUACACAAUACGGUCGUCCUAACAUUUUGUCUCGUUCUGAUAUCGAUAUUUUAUGAAUUCUAGAAAAAAAAAAGCGAAUCGUCUUAGAAUUACACUGACAGGAUCGUCUGCAGAUUCCUUAUAACGUAACAUCAAGCAAAAUCAACAAAGUUUGAAGCGAAUUUCAUAUUUCUCAAAAGCCAAAUUUCAAAGUUCCACCCGUUCCCUUCCGUUAAACAGUUGCGUUUUGCUGCUUCCUUAAAGUGGGAAUCAUAGGCAUAGGAUAUAUAUAUAUAUAUAUAUAUAU